This is a messenger RNA of Gadus macrocephalus (Pacific cod), 2515 nucleotides long. RefSeq names its product lysophosphatidic acid receptor 4 (gene lpar4). Gene Ontology annotation, biological process: phospholipase C-activating G protein-coupled receptor signaling pathway; positive regulation of Rho protein signal transduction. The transcript has 3 exons. Gene Ontology annotation, cellular component: membrane. Lineage: Eukaryota; Metazoa; Chordata; Actinopteri; Gadiformes; Gadidae. The record is from RefSeq and is a predicted model, not a curated record. Gene Ontology annotation, molecular function: lysophosphatidic acid receptor activity. The coding region runs from base 719 to 1804 and encodes 361 amino acids.
CGGUCCCCCCUUGCGCUCGACCGAGGUGCUAUUGUCUCGUUUCCUGUGGCCAGGCAAAAAAGACUCCCUCGAGCCACUUAUAUUCGCCCCACGUGCGAACACGUCGACAUCCACAAACAGCACGCACCCCAUAGACACAGACGCGCUCAAGCCUUGAGCCCGAGCCAGGACGCGCACACAGUGAACAGUGCGCGCGGUGGAUUUGACGCGUUCCCGACAGCAUAUCCAAAGCGGAGCGAGUCGUCGGAGUUAAAUGAUAGUUACGACCGCAAGGUUUUUUUAUGUCUGAUUUCAGUGAAGGCUCGUCAAUUAUUAUCAUUUGGUCGGUAUUUUUGCUCUCGUCGGCACUGGAGUCAAAAGAAAAAGAGUUUGGACUAUCGCAGACUCACGCAAAGUUUAUGAACUUAUGUCAGUAUUUUCAUUGAUCAUUUUAAUUGCCUAUGGAGGUGUUCUGUUGACAGCUGCACCGCUGCUCUGCUGCCAUACAACCAGAGGAGAACACAGCCGGCGGACCCUCCUGCAUCCUGAGUGUGUCUGCGUGCGUUUGCUUUUACAAGCGUCCAUGAUGGCUUGACUGGUGGACCCUUCAUCGUCCCCCCCACCAACUGCAACCGUUAGGGAUCCGUUUCUUACGACCUCCCUGCACACCUGAUCAGAGGACGCUCUCCCUCUCACUCUUCCUCUCUCCGUCUCUCUCUCUCCCGGGAAAGCGAGCGUCAUGGCUAGCCUGGUGAUCAACGAGACGGGCAUGGAGGACUGCGGUAUCGACGAUUCCUUCAAGUACAACCUGUACUCGGUGGUCUACAGCGUGGUCUUCGUCCUGGGCCUGGUGACCAACUGCGCCGCCCUCUUCGUCUUCUGCUUCCGCAUGAAGAUGUGCAACGAGACCACCAUGUUCAUGACCAACCUGGCGCUCUCCGACCUGGUGUUCGUGAUCACACUGCCCUUCAAGGUCUUCUACAACGUCAACCGCCACUGGCCGUUCGGGGACGGGCUGUGUAAGAUCUCGGGCACGGCCUUCAUCACCAACAUCUACGGCAGCAUGCUCUUCCUCACCUGCAUCAGCGUGGACCGCUUCCUGGCCAUCGUGUACCCCUUCCGUUCGCGCUCCAUCCGCACUCGCCGCAACGCCGCGGUGGUGUGCGCCGCCGUGUGGCUGACCAUCGUGGGCGGAGGGAUAUCCGUCACCUUCUUCUCCACCAUCAACCGGGCCAACCGCGCCACCACCUGCUUCGAGGGCUUCUCCAAGAAAACCUGGCAGAACUACCUGUCCAAAAUCACCAUCUUCAUAGAGGUCUUUGGAUUCCUGCUCCCCCUGCUGGCCAACCUGGUGUGCUCCUCCCUGGUGCUGCAGACACUCCGCCAGCCCGCCUCUGCGGGCCACGGCUGCGACAGCAAGAGGCGCGUCCUGCGCAUGAUCCUGGUCCACCUGGGCAUCUUCAUCAUCUGCUUCGUGCCCUACAACUCCAUCCUCUUCCUCUACGCCCUGGUGCGCACCCAGGCACUGGCCAGCUGCAGCGUGGAGCGCUUCGCCCGGACGCUCUACCCCAUCACGCUGUGCAUGGCCAGCCUGAACUGCUGCCUGGACCCCGUGGUGUACUACUUCACCUCCGAGAGCUUCCAGAAGAGCCUCACCGCGGGGGGGAAGGGCUCCGGGGCGCGGCACGAGAGCAUCCCCCGCAGCGAGACCCACCUUAGUGCGGACACAGACACCCAGGGGGGCACGGGCACGCUCACCAGGUACACCACGCCCGAGCCCGCCAGCAACGGCAAAGAGACACGGCAGUCUGAGAGCCAGUUCUGAUGGGGCGAGGCGGGAGAAGAGGAGAACGGACCGGAGACGGGAUGAAUAUGUAAGGAUGCACCCCUGAAUGACCUCGAAACUCCUCGAAAGAGUUGGACCCGGAGCUUGAGAAAAUAAGGCUGUGAGCCGGUGGUUUUUAGAGCGGGUUGACAAACACAUAACUCAGCAGAUUAGUCGUCCUUGGGUAAAUCCUGAGGUUCGGCCUGGGCUUUACGGAUUACGAAAUGGAAGGGAGGAGGAAUGCGUGAAAGGAGUUAGGUGUUUACCGUCGGGACUAGAGGUGGUACCAUGCCAUAACAAGCCUUGUGAUGGACCGGGGUCAUGGUAGCUCCAGGGUACCUCCAGGAAAAAUAUAAGUAUUAUUAGGCUUGUACAGAGAUAUACAGGGCAAAUGACUACUACACAUGCACACAAUACACCGCACACAAAUGCACUGGAUUAUUGCGAAUAAGAUUUGAGAUUGUUAUUUUUGUUUGUCCUUGUCGCUGCGACAUGCCACAACGACCAUGCUUGUAACAAACACACACUAAGCCUGCAGCCUUUUUUUUUAUUGUUGUAUUGUUCAAGCUGUAUCCUGGGAUUGAGAGUAGUAGCUUCAUACAAGGACACCGCCUCGCGUUACGAGUUUCAUUGCUCCCCGGCCAGCUGACCAUCCUGACCUGUGGAGGAGAGUGACUCACAUGGAAGGAGCCAUUAAACCUCUAAACUCAA